Acaulospora morrowiae is the source of this 269-nucleotide messenger RNA. Lineage: Eukaryota; Fungi; Glomeromycota; Glomeromycetes; Diversisporales; Acaulosporaceae. The record is from the annotation of a GenBank genome assembly.
UGAGUCUUUUGACGAUUCUAACGGGGCUCAAAAUGAUCAUCUUAAGUGUCAAAUUUUAAGGUGUCAACUCUCAAUCGCGCAAACCAAAGCAUCUGUUGCAGAGUUUAAAAUUUUUGAUUUAGAGUCUAGAAUUUCUGUUGCCGAAGAAAAAAUUACGAGUUUAAAAUCCAAACUUUCUAUUGCUGAAUCAAACUAUCACAUUACCCUUCUUGAAAAUAACAAACUUUGUUCUAAGGUUAACGAAUUACAAUAUGAAAAUUAUGAUCUCC